This is a messenger RNA of Eruca vesicaria subsp. sativa (arugula), 177 nucleotides long. Lineage: Eukaryota; Viridiplantae; Streptophyta; Magnoliopsida; Brassicales; Brassicaceae. The record is from the annotation of a GenBank genome assembly.
AUGGAGCGUUAUGUCUUCAAGAGACGCAACGACGAUAUUUACAUCUUUAAUCUUGGCAAAACAUGGGAGAAGCUGAUGAUGGCUGCUAGAGUUAUCGUUGCGAUUGAGAACCCACAAGACAUCAUUGUUCAAUCUUCUAGACCCUAUGGUCGGAGAGCUAUCUUGAAGUUCACUUAG